CGUGCACCCGCGUCUGCCUUCGUCAUCUUGCAUCCCCGGAUCGCGUCCACAGUUAGACUGUGACGACGACAUGUUGAAGGGUGACGAUGGCGCCUUGUUCCUUUUGUUUUCACGAGCAUCUUGAUUGAUCCAUGAACCCUUUAUCGAGACGCGUUCCCUAUCCGAUGAAUGAAAUCGAACCAUUGAAGCACCUCUCGCUGUGACAAUGCCCAGCCCCUCAAAAAAGCGGAAGCUGAACAACAAUGGCAUCAAGGGGUCUGCCCCAGCUCCCAGAGGCCUGGAGUAUUUCUUCUCCAAACAGAGGGAGAAUACUACUGAAACUGCCAUCCAGCCGGAGCCGGCGGCAUCUACCUCUAGUGAUGCCGCCGCCGAGAUGACAGACGAAGAGCUGGCCCGUAAGCUCCAGGCAGAAUGGGAUCAGGAGGCUGCGAAUGAGAGGCAACCAGCUCAGGCAACCAGCCAAAAUACUCCUAGUGAGCCGAGUCAAUCAACUUCGGCCAAAGAAACUCCUGAUCCCGAGCCCAACCAAACCCUCGUGCUUCCAACAUCCCUCGCCAAACCCAGCCCAACCAAGGACAAGGGCAAGGGCACUCUCAGUCUUCAAUCAGCUGGGAUUUCUGAAGACACGACUUCAACAUCGAUACCGUUGGAUGAAUCGCCCCUUACCUUCCAGCCAUCGCAGUACUUGUCCCAGCUGCACGAACACUGGGCGACAGAGGGUGGAGCCGCUUCGUACGCCCUCCUCACGCGGUGCUUUGUGUUGGUCAGUGGGACUACAAGCCGUAUAAAAAUUGUGGAUACCCUUGUGAAUUGUUUGAGGAUCCUGAUUGAGGGAGACCCGGCAAGUUUACUGCCUGCGGUCUGGUUGGCGACAAACUCAAUAUCGCCACCGUACAUAUCCAUGGAAUUGGGACUUGGGGGCUCUGCCAUUUCAAAAGCUCUGAAAAACGUGUGUGGCCUUGACAAUAGGUCGCUCAAGGCCAUAUACAACAAGCAUGGCGACGCUGGAGAUGUGGCAUUCGAGGCAAAGAAGAAGCAGAGCUUUACCCUGCGGAAACCAAAACCACUGACCAUUAUGGGAGUAUACCAGUCACUAGUGAAAAUCGCAAAUAGCCAUGGGCAAGGCAGCGCAGAGGUCAAACAGAGGCUCGUAGACCGACUCCUACAGGACGCCCGAGGUGGGGAAGAAAGCCGGUUCAUUGUACGAACUCUGUGUCAACAUCUUCGCAUUGGAGCUGUAAAGACAACGAUGUUGAUCGCUUUGUCAAGAGCCUUUCUUCUAUCAAGACCGCCAGGGACGGACUUCCCCCUCAGAUCCGCUUCUGAACUGUCCAAGUUGAAGAAAGAGGAAUUGGCCGAGAUCUGGGCCAGAGGGGAGGAAAUCGUGAAGGGAUGUUUUGCCAAGCAGCCAAACUAUAGUGACCUGGUCCCGGUGCUUCUCGAAAUCGGCAUCUCGGACGAAUUGUUGAUUCGAUGUGGGAUUACUCUCCACAUUCCUCUUCGUCCGAUGCUUGGAAGCAUUACGCGGGACUUGUCCGAGAUGCUCACCAAACUACAGGGAAGGGAUUUCGCCUGCGAGUACAAAUAUGAUGGGCAACGAGCCCAAGUACACUGCGACGAGCAGGGAAAAGUGUCCAUCUUCUCCAGACAUCUGGAGCUCAUGACUGACAAAUACCCCGAUCUUGUUGAACUUAUACCAAAGAUUCGAGGAGAAGGAGUUAGCAGCUUUAUUAUGGAAGGCGAGGUGGUCGCCGUUGACGGUGCCACCGGGGAACUGAAGAACUUCCAAACUUUGACCAACCGUGCCAGGAAGGAUGUCGACAUCGGUACCAUCACGAUAAACGUCUGCCUCUUUUCAUUUGACCUGAUGUAUCUGAACGGUCAACCUCUCCUUGGUCGCCCAUUCCGGGAGCGACGAGAGUUACUCCGAUCUCUCUUUACGGAAGUCCCUAGCCACUUCACAUGGGUGAAGAGUCUUGAUGCUACUUCUGCAGACUCUGAGAUUGUGCUGGAGUUCUUUAAAUCUGCCACCGAGGGCAAGUGCGAAGGCAUUAUGGUCAAAAUACUGGAUAAUCUGACAACUUUACCACCCCUGGAUGAUACAGAGGAGCAACCCCCAGAGGCGACCGAGAAAAUAAUAUUACCCAAGUCCAAAGCAAAAGGCAAAGGAAAAGCCAAGUCGACCGAGGAAGACGGGGGUGAAAAGAAGGCCAAGUCGCGACGGAAACCUCUACUCGCGACAUAUGAGCCAGAUAAGCGACUUGACUCGUGGCUUAAAGUCAAGAAGGACUACAGCUCCAGCUUUGAUACACUCGACUUGAUACCCAUAGCUGGGUGGCAUGGCCAAGGCCGCAAGGCCAAGUGGUGGUCACCAAUUCUCCUUGCGGUUCGAAACGAAGAGACAGGAUCGCUCGAGGCCGUGUGCAAAUGCAUUUCUGGCUUCACCGACACCUUUUACAAAGCCAACAAGGAGUUUUACGACGAUGGACAAGAGAGUGGGGAGUCAAAGAAUACGCGAUCACAAAAACCCAGCUUCGUGGAAUAUUCAGGCCCUACACCGGAUAUAUGGUUUGAGCCGCAAGAGGUGUGGGAGAUGGCGUUUGCCGACAUCACUUUGAGUCCGACGUAUACCGCUGCAAUUGGACUGGUCAGCGACGAGCGGGGGCUGAGCAUGAGGUUCCCGAGGUUUUUGAAGAGGCGAGAAGAUAAGGGGAUAGAUGAGGCGAGCACGAAUGAUUUCUUGGCUGGUCUCUGGAGAAAGCAGGAGGCCAAGGCCGUAUCAGCACCGGCUGGCCAGGACCAAGCGGUAGAACAGGAUGCAGAAGAGGAAGAAUAA
Ilyonectria robusta is the source of this 2836-nucleotide messenger RNA. RefSeq names its product ATP-dependent DNA ligase. The record is from RefSeq and is a predicted model, not a curated record. The transcript is spliced from 3 exons. Lineage: Eukaryota; Fungi; Ascomycota; Sordariomycetes; Hypocreales; Nectriaceae. Gene Ontology annotation, biological process: lagging strand elongation; DNA biosynthetic process; DNA recombination. The coding region runs from base 206 to 2836 and encodes 876 amino acids. Gene Ontology annotation, molecular function: ATP binding; DNA binding; DNA ligase (ATP) activity. Gene Ontology annotation, cellular component: DNA ligase III-XRCC1 complex.